AUGUGCAAAGCGGGUUUUGCUGGUGACGAUGCUCCCCGAGCAGUUUUCCCAUCCAUCGUUGGUCGACCGAAGAUGCCAGGAAUCAUGGUUGGCAUGGACCAGAAGGAUAGCUAUGUGGGCGAUGAAGCACAGAGCAAGCGAGGUGUGUUGACCUUGAAAUAUCCCAUUGAGCACGGCAUCUGG
Messenger RNA from Durusdinium trenchii, 183 nucleotides. The record is from the annotation of a GenBank genome assembly. Lineage: Eukaryota; Dinophyceae; Suessiales; Symbiodiniaceae.